Molecule: messenger RNA, 1887 nt
Organism: Microsporum canis CBS 113480
Lineage: Eukaryota; Fungi; Ascomycota; Eurotiomycetes; Onygenales; Arthrodermataceae
Exons: 2
Coding region: 1-1887 (628 amino acids)
Source: RefSeq, a predicted model, not a curated record
AUGAGCAAAGACGCCAGCUUCCUCGAUGCUUCUAACUCCUGGACCUCGUUUUCGGCACAUGGAACUGCCUCCAGCUCUGCCACUUCUACCGUCCGGUCUCGUAAUCGAAGAGUGAUACCAUCAUACGAUGGCAGUGACGAUAGACUCGGUACCGGCAACUCGGGUGUUGGAUCACAACCCUCGACACGCUCUUUGCAUACGAAUGGCGGAAUAUCUACGCCUUCUCCGUUCUCCUCGAGAACUGUAUCCCCGAUUCCAAGCAAACGCCUUCCACGUACGGCUGGCGGACCGGAUAACCAAGUGCCUCCUCCUCCGAAAGGAUCGGGUUUUGGUGGUAUGCGGGAAGACACGAGAAGCGGUAGAUCGACAGGAUUUGCUACCGACUUCCUAGAGUCUCCUUGGUCGUCUCUGCAGGACCUUGCGUCGAAUAUCAUUGGAUCUGGCACCGCUCUGAUUAAUGGAGGAGUGCCGGCGAAUGAACAAGGGCGAGGGAAGCUGUUAGGAUCACGCCCUGUUGGUGGUGGAGAGUCAAGGAAUCGGCCCUCGAUUCCUACAUCAUGGAGCCCUCCACGUUCGAUAAUCGGGGAAUCUAACCCGGAUGCACAGAGGGAGAGACAAGAGCUGGUACAGGCUAAAAAACGGGAAGCCCUAUUGCAGGCCAAUGGGAACAGUUUUCCCGACAGCAGAGGGAAUUACAAACGAAGAGAUUCGGGAGACGGAUUUGACAGAUCGACUGCAACCUCAACGCCGGGACAAGAGGAUGGGAAUGCCUUGGUAUAUAUACAUAUCGUUCAAUCGAACGAUACGCUCACGGGAGUUUCAAUUCGUUAUGGCUGCCAGCUGGCGGUGUUGAGAAAGUCAAAUGGCUUCUGGCCUAGUGAUAGUAUACAGUCCAGGAAGACGAUUGUACUGCCCGUCGAGUCAUGUACGCUAAAGGGUUUACCAAUACCCGAGGAAGAGAUGCAGCAGCAGAGUGAUGACGCAAAAGAAGAUAACCCGGAUCAUGAUACAAGCUCUCUCGUGCCUGAUUCGAAUGCAGACAGUACAUGCGAUUUUGGGUAUGGAGACUCACAUCUGGACCGUGACCAUUUCAAAUCACCGAAAACUGGGAAGGACUUGGGUAGCGAUGCUCCCUGGGAACACCAUAGUUGGGUGAAACUAGAUGGCUUCUCAUCACCUGUCGAGAUUGGUCGGCUCCCUAGACGGUCCUUGGGAUUCUUCCCGCGAGCCCGCAGGAAAUCCCAGCUACCUUUAACUCCUUAUAGCGAUACCUCUAGGCCUAUGUCUUCUUCCACGCAGCGGGAUUUUUCAGAAUUACAUUCCACUCCGUCUCGUGGGCAGAGAGGUUCCGCAUCCUCCCCAAGGGUGUCGAGUUCGAUAUCGGGCACCGAAUCCCCACGUUAUUCAUCCUCCAGACACAAAAGGCAACGCAGUAUCACCCUAUCUGGCCCAGGCGGCGUGGGAGCCCUCGAGAACGCGAGAUGUCCCGGUCCACCUAUAGACAAGUUCACUACUUUCGUUAAUUCCCAUCUGCCAACACUGACAAUCCAACCUGCACCAACUGAUACAGCCACCUUACAGAACCUCGAUCGGGCGUCGUUCGACUCGUCUAACUCCGCAGUAUUCUCAUCUUCGUCUACCGCCGGCCUAGAAAACGUCGGAGUAGCAAUUGAAGGCUGGUUUCGAAAGGUUGCUACACGAGCCAAGGCAGGGAUAAAUGAGAUCCACCAACAGCAGCAACCUCUCAGUCGGAGGUUUGCCAAUCUUGGCCUCUCAGGGUCCUCCGGCGACCUGAUUGAAUUAGAUGAUGCUCCUGAGGAUACAAGGGCUUCUCAUUCCCCCACGAUCUUUGUCGACGGAGAAAGCGGCAAACAAAAACGUGUUUAA